Molecule: messenger RNA, 4753 nt
Organism: Antechinus flavipes (yellow-footed antechinus)
Lineage: Eukaryota; Metazoa; Chordata; Mammalia; Dasyuromorphia; Dasyuridae
Gene: IL7R
Product: interleukin 7 receptor
Exons: 8
Coding region: 32-1402 (456 amino acids)
Biological process (GO): cytokine-mediated signaling pathway; hemopoiesis; positive regulation of receptor signaling pathway via JAK-STAT
Cellular component (GO): external side of plasma membrane; membrane
Molecular function (GO): cytokine receptor activity; protein binding
Source: RefSeq, a predicted model, not a curated record
UCUCUCUCUGUCUCUGUCUCUCUUUCUCAAAAUGACAAUUCUCAGUGCAGGUUUUGGUAUCAUAUUCUUUUUACUUCACUCUUCUGGAGAAAGUGGCUUUGGACAGGAUGAUGAAUUUGGAGAUGAGGAACAAGAUGACUAUGACUUCACUUGCUAUAGCCAAUUGCAAGUCCAUGGCCAGCAGCACACACUGACUUGUUCUUUCAAUGACUCAUCAGUCAAUAGCUCCAAUUUGGAGUUCAAACUAUGUGACGCAUUUAUGUCUGAUUCACGAUGUGAGAUAAUGAUGAAAAGGGAAAAGGAUUAUUUUAUACAAUCAAGAUCAUUUUCACUGAUUAAACCUUGUGAGAUGUGUGUGAUAUUCAGAAAAAGUAAGAUGAAUUGCAAAACACUGAAGAUAACCAAAAUAGUUAAGCCUGAAGCUCCUUUUAACGUAUCUGUCACUUAUCGCAAGGCAGCAAAUGACUUUGUGCUAACAUUCAAUACAACACACUUAUGGAAGGACUAUGUGAAAGAGUUAAUCCAUGAUAUAGCCUAUCACCAAGAAAAUAAUAACAGCGACUGGAUGCACAUAAGCUCACGAUAUCCUCAGGCAACACUUCUGGAGAGAAAGUUGCAACCAAACACACCAUAUGAAGUUAAAAUACGGUCACUUCCUGGUGGAAACUUUUUUGCUGGGUCUUGGAGUGAUUGGAGCCCCAGUGUCUACUUCAUGACACCAUCAAGACCCAAAGCAGUGGAGCUGAAUUCUCUCAUGGUCAUCACUAUCGUCAUCACUCUGAGCGUCUUCUCUGUGAUCCUGGGGAUUGUUGUGAUGUGUUUUCUAUGGAAAAAAAGUAUUAAACCUGUUUUGUGGCCCAACCUCCCUGACCACAAGAUGACUCUGGAACAGCUGUGUAGGAAACCACAAAAGAAUUACAACAUCAGUUUCAAUCCAGAAAGUUUCCUGGACUAUCCAAUUCAUAAAGUGGAUGGCAUUCAAGCCAAAGAAGAAGUGGAAGGUUUUCUUCAAGUCCCAAUCCCCCGAGACAUCGAUGUCACAGAGAAGAUUGGGCUCAACCCUGACUGGCCAUCUGAAAAGAACAUCAUCCCACCACUGACUUAUGGAGGAAACUCACCCUCAACUUGUCUGUGUGGGAACUUUAAUACAUGUGACCUUUCUAUGGUCACAGCCUCAAAGUCACCCAACCAUCAAGAGAAUAACAAAAAUGAAGCUCAUUUCUGUGGAGGUCUGCUUCUUAACUCCGACUCCAGAAACAGUGCCCUAACAUUCCCUUUUCCACUCAGUAUAGGAGUCUUGGCUCCAAGUCCAACUGCUCAAGAACAACCCAACAGUGAAAACCUGAGGUUAAGUCAAGAAGACGCAUAUGUCACUAUGUCCAGUUUCUACCAAAACAAGUAAGCCUCAAGAAACCCAUCAUAUGGACGUCACAGCCAACAAAGAGAACUGAGGGGGUGGCUUGGAGACCCUUUUUCCUAGAUUGAAUCCAGUCUCUGAUAAUAAAACUCAAUAUGAAAAGGAAAAUACAACUUUUCUCUUUGUAAUACAUCUACAUUUAUCAAAUUUUGGAUGUUAUUUGUUCUUCAUUCUCGAAGAGGAGGUAAUACCAGACAUGCAAGUGAAUUGAUUUAAGUGAGGAAGAGUUGUGCAAAAUCACCUGCCUCACUUUCCCCUCCAGAGUCAUCUGGGUUCAGUGACCAAAUAUAGAUCAAGACAUCUGGAGAUGGCCCUGGACGAAAUGGAAGACCUUGGUCUUUUAAGCUAAUGUCUUCAACAGGUCACAAUUUUAUUGAGGCCGCACCCAUUCAGUGAUAAGGCUAUCUUUCAUCUAAUCCAAAAAAAUCUAAAUAAAUAAAUGAAUGACUGAAUGAAUCUGGGAGGGGAAGACCCUCAGAGUUUCUGGCCAAAGCAGAAAUGAUUGCUGUUUACAUUCAAUUUGAAAUCCUACCAAAUUUUGGAAUAUCUCUUUCAUUAUUUCCUGGUUAAAUCCUUCUAACAAGAUUAGAGUGUCCUUGCUUCUAUUGUUAUUGAUUUCAAAAACAAAUUAUCAAGCUAUUAAUUUUUUUGAAAAUGGAAGAGGAAGAAAAAAAGAGGAAGGGAAGAGGAAGUGACGAAAAGGAAGAUGGGAAAAGGGGAGGAAAAGAAGAAGGAAGAAAAUAGUGUGCAAGUGAUGGAUAAGACCCACAAGUAUAAAACUAGGAUACACUCUCAUUAUCAGAAGCUGGCAAUGCAAACAUAGAAAUGGAAAUUGCCAAAGUCUAUAUCAUUCUGAUUUUUCUCUCAACUGUUCUGAACCAUCUAUCACACACCAUUUUGUAGUUGACAAUUUUACUAUGAUUUCCGGCAGUGGAAAUAUCAUACUCAAGUCAGGCAUGCCAUAUCUUGGGGAACAUUUUCUAGUUUUAAAGGUGGGAAAUGAACUUUUUUCUGGUUCUCAAGAAUCAUGUCUGCAAAGUCUGAAGAUAGAAAAUGCAAAGGACUUUCAAAAUCCAAACACAGAAUCACCAAAUCUUAACAUUGAAAGAGACUUUAGCAAUCAUCUAGAUCAAAUUUUCACCCAAUUCUCUGCAGUUUGAGGAAAACGCUACUUCACUGGCUACCUUCCAUUUGGGAGUAAAACAAAACCUCUUCUAUUUUUUUAUAAUAAUCCUCAAUUUGAAAUUGAUUAGUAAUAGAAAAAAAUAAUGAUUUCUGAAUUAUCAAGAGUAUAGGGUUCACUGUGACCUGCCAUUAUCAAAGUUUGUAAACAUUAUUGGUUCUUGGAAGAAUCUCAUUGCUAACCCUGGAUGUCAGGACAUUUCAGUCCUGAAUGAAUAAACCUUCAUAUUAACAUUAGUGAGUCAACAACCUGGACUUAUCCACAAAUUAUCCUGACCUUCCACAAAGUUAGGAAAUGACCAAAUACUUCAAGGAACAUAUUAUAUUCGUUGGUAGUUUGUAAAUUCUGGCCAGGUUAAGGAUAUGCAUUGGAUUUCAUUGGAUGUCAUAAUUUCUGGACUCUUAAGAGACAAAUGCUUUUUGUCUUUUGUCUCUUAAUCUGGUAGAAAUUCAAGUACAUAUAGCAAACUACAAGGAUAAAAGGAAUAUGACAGAUAUAAGAAUUAAUCCAAAUCUCAAGGACAGAGAUUAGAGCAGCUAACUUUUACGGUCCUCCAUUUGCUGCUGUCCCCAUCCCUCUUCUAACUGAAUAUUAUCUCCUUUAAUAUAAGGCAGAGAUGUUGAAAAGAGAGAGGAAGAGCUGGGAAAUUAAUGUUGUAUAAUAGAUCUAAGACAUCCUCUUUCUAGUUUAGUGCCUCAAUGAUGACAAUAUUACUACAUUAGAUUGCUGUCAUGCUUUGUACAACAAUCUAUAUUAUCUCAGUUGAUCUUCAUAAUAAUUCUAUCAGCUUGGUAUUAUUAUUUACAUAUGAGAUAUGCAAAAAACAAGUUAAAGAGAAGUUAAUUAAUUUGCCCAAGAUCUAGUUAGUAGAGUCAGAACAAGACUCUAAAUGUAAGGAGCAGCUAGCUGGCACAGUGGAUAGAGCACCAGUCCUGAAGUCAGGAAGACCUGAAUUCAAAUCUAAUCUCAAGAUACUUAACACUUCCUAGCUGGGUGACCCUGGGCAAGUCACUUAACCCCAAUAGCCUCAGGGAAAAAAUAAUCUGGAUAUAAGUAUAUAUAUAUAUAUAUAUAUAUAUAUAUAUAUAUAUGGAGCCAAGGGGAAAUGUACUGUUUUCUGGACUGAACUCCAACACUGCACUGGAGAACUGCUAAAAUCCCUAACAUUCUAUAAUUCUGUGAUUUGAUUAUAUAAUGUGAUCAUUUGAAAUCUUCAGCAUGAAUGAAAAUAGACAUAUUUGAUAUAAAACACAUGCCUAUAAUCAUUACAGCAGGACUAAAAGUCAAUUGGGCAUCUGCCCUGUCUGUAACCACUGUGGUUAAGUCCUCCAUGAGUAAAGGAUCACCAGGCUGCCUAAAGAGGAAUGAAAGGGCCCAGGUUUGAAAUUGAAUGGAAUAAAGUUUCUACAGAAAGAAAGAGAGAAAGAAAAAAAAGAAAGAAACCACAUUUAUUAUGAAGAAUAUGAUCAUUACAUGUAUAACUGCUGCUAAUGCUUGAUGCACAUAUUGACUUGCAAUAUUUAGCAUUUAAAUUUAACCAAUCUCUUUCCCCCUUAAGGUAGAAAAUCUGCCCAAUCUUUAACAGACUUUUAAAAAGAAGGAAGGUCCGCAGAUCACAUUUGAAACAAAAUGUACAUUGUCAUUUCUCUUACUAGAUGGAUCUAAGCUCGGAAUUAUUAGUAAAGAGAUUUACAAAGCAUUGGACUGAUCUGAUAUUGAACAUGGUUGAACUGUAUAAGAAAGAAAGAAAAUUGGCCCUAAACUAAUUUGCUUUUUGAUGGAAAAGAACUGAAUUAUUGGUUUUGGGCUGCCUGUAGUCACUUGCCUCUUGUUUCUGAUUGGUUUCCAUGUGGGAAUCGCCAUCAAUGGACAAAUGGAUGAUGAACUUAAUAUACCGUUGGGAGAGGUACUGAAAGCAUCACAUAUCAGAGGAAACCAUUAUAAGCCCAUGAUUUACAUGACAAUGUAAAUGAUAAUGAUUUACAAACAUUUAUGUACUGGCUUAAAAAACAACAACCCAUAAUUCACUACUCCAGAGAUCUCGGCUUGGGCUCACAUUUUCUAUAUGCACAAAAUACAGAGCUGCUAAGUGUCUGAAUAAAUAACCAAUGUAUAUUAUUAUGGUUUAUUUAAUUAAAUGAUACUAAAUUCAA